AUGAAUGACAAUGGACUUCAUCCUUUAUUGACUUCUCUUGUAUCUUGUUAUUUUUCUAAAUUGAAUGAAAAUGAAUUACAGAAAAUAAAAGAGGAAGUUAAUAAAAGAAUUGAUGAUGGGAAUCAUGUAACUUAUUGGAGAGAAGUCAGAGUAAAAAUUAGUGAAGAAAUUCAGAGAAGAGAGUCAAUUAAAAGUCAACGCAAAUUAAACGAAAAAAGUCCUUUUGAAGUUAUUUGUAAUGAACCACUACAAAGAAUGCAACAAGUUGUUGACAAAUAUACUUUCAUCAAUUCUAAAGAUAAAACUUUAAUUCCUCAAGUUCAUUGUCGAGUUAAUUUAAUUCAACCAAAAACAAGAUAUUCAACAGCAACUGGUAAGACAAAUGAAAUAACAGAUGGUUAUGAAAUAACAAUUUUAUAUCCAAAUUUUCAUGGAAGAGUUAAUUAUAGAAUAGAAGAAACAGACAAUAAAAACUUUUGUAAAUUAAUUAUUACAUCAAAUUCACAGUAUAAGGAUGUUGAAUUCAUUAUUGAAAAUAAACGGAUUGAAAUGUCUCAAAGAAGAGGAUAUUCUUGUUAUUUUGAUAAAGAAUUAUUUCAUCUUAAAUUCUUUUUUAAAAGAGAUUUUCAAGAAAUAGACUAA
Entamoeba nuttalli P19 is the source of this 642-nucleotide messenger RNA. RefSeq lists its product as hypothetical. The coding region runs from base 1 to 642 and encodes 213 amino acids. The record is from RefSeq and is a predicted model, not a curated record. The transcript has 2 exons. Gene Ontology annotation, molecular function: protein binding. Lineage: Eukaryota; Evosea; Mastigamoebida; Endamoebidae.